CCUUUAUAAUACUCCUCUAUCCUUUCCCCCCCCCUCUAAAAAUCCUCAUCCAAACAACUCCCAAUACCCCCCUCUUUUGCAUCCCUCUUUCUCUCUCUAGAAAAUUCUUCAGAGCUAAAAUCAAUCAUGGCACAAAAGAGAGAGAAAGAGGAGGCCGAGCUGAAGGUUCCAGAAUCCAUCCCUUUGUGUUCCCCAACUCUACCAAUUUCUGCUCCGCCGCCGCACCUCUCAGCCACCGAUACGAAAAGGUCACCUGAGAUCUCAGAUCUGAAACUUUCUGCUAGCUCGCUUGAGAGAAUAGAUCUGAAACUUUCCACUAGCUCGCUGGAGAGAAUAGAUAUGAAACUCUCCGGAACCAACGAAUCGAGAUCUAGCUCCGAUAGCUCGCCGGAGAGCAUAGAUCCAAAACUUUCCAGCUCUGAUAGCUCGUCGGAGAGCUUAGAUCUGAAAAUUUCCGACACGGACGAAUCGAGAUCUACCUCAGCUACAUCGCCGGAAAGUACGGAUCUGGUCGGUCGAAAGGCGGCGACGAAGAGGCCGAGGGAAGCUAACAGGUGCUGUGGAAUAGGUUGCCGGAGGAAAGUCGGAUUGAUGCCGUUCCGGUGCCGGUGCGGCGAAGUGUUCUGCUCGGAGCAUAGGUAUUCCGAUCGGCAUGAUUGUAGUUAUGAUUACAAGGCAGCUGGUCGUGAAGCGAUUGCUAGGGAAAAUCCAGUUGUGAAAGCUGCUAAAAUUCUCAAAGUUUAAAAAUGGAAAAUUUGAAGAUUUUUCCCGAAGCUCUUGAAGCAGUCAAGAUGGGGGUGGUGAGGGGGGGAGGGAUGAAUGGUGAGGGUUGUUGUGUUGUAAAUUUGACAAAAAGGAUGAGGGUAUUGUUGUCAUUUAAGUUAUUAAAAUAAGUUAGUGGAGAACUUUUCUUUUUUCCUUUUUUAAGUUUUAUAUCUAUUUGCUUUAAUUUUGUGCUGUGUUGUACUCCUGCCAUUCUGACAGGAAAAUUAUUUAUCCUUACUGCUAAAGUCAUUUGUCCUUACUGUUAACACUAGUACUUAACCAAGUAAUUUAGAGGGGUCCUUCGGUAGAAUGUAAUAAUGUGAAUAUGGUAUAUUAGUAAAGCUGAUAUUAGUUAUAUUGA
Molecule: messenger RNA, 1126 nt
Organism: Nicotiana tabacum (common tobacco)
Lineage: Eukaryota; Viridiplantae; Streptophyta; Magnoliopsida; Solanales; Solanaceae
Biological process (GO): protein ubiquitination
Molecular function (GO): zinc ion binding; ubiquitin-protein transferase activity
Source: RefSeq, a predicted model, not a curated record